CUCCGCCACCCACUUUUGCACCGCUUUCCGUCAACGGCGCGCUGAUACUCACGAUAGCGAGUCCUUGGCGGUCUUGGUGCAAUUCUUCCAUCCUAAUCAUCUUGUAUGUCACUGUACGAUUCCACAGUCCCAAUUCCAUGGCAGCGUCAAGCCUGCGACAUCGUCGACUACUACGGGUAGCAUAGUCAGUAGCUGACGUCCUGAUCGAUACGAGCGGGCUUUGGGGUUUCAUCCAGGCUUGAAAGUGUACUGGGUGCAGCCAAGCUUCUCUACGCUGAGCAUGCGAUGAUCCUCCCAGUUAUCUCGGCAUCCGAGCCGACGGCAUGACGAUGCUGCCCAGAGUUUAUGGCAAUGCAGAGCGAUGCUGAAAUAAAGCAAGGAGUUGUGGAGUAUAAAAUCAAGCGUGUUCCUCCUGCGGAUUUUACCUUUCCACGCCUUUUGAGAGUCAACUCGCGUCUGAACACUAUGAUGAAGCUCAAUUCUAUCCUUGGACUCCUCGCUGUGCCGUUGGUAUAUGCUGCACCACAGGUGGCAAGCUCUGCGUCGGCCCAGAAGUCUAGUGCACGAGUUGCUGCGACAGGCUCAGCUUCGCCGGAAGGGAACUGCCAUUUCCACGCUGGCGUCGAGUACUGCGUGGCUAGCAGCAUCGAGGCUUUUGCUACUACAACAGGUUCUGCCGUUAGGGUAGCCUCUUCCAUUGCAGUCUCGACGCCAGCUCCCUCCUCGGACCCUUUGACUACCGAGGAGACGGACGCUCUUUACCAACUUCAUGAAGAUCUUGUGAACAUCCCAUCCAUCUCGGAUGAUGAAAUCGAAUGUUCGGAGUGGCUUGAAGAGUAUCUGGGCGAGAAGGGCUAUUAUGUUGAAAGGGUGCCCGUGUCUGCUGGAGCUGAAGGUCGAUUUAAUGUCUUCGCCUAUCCACAGGCGAUCCGAGACAAUGGCGGUUGGCCCGAAGUCUUGGUUACUAGCCACAUUGACACCGUCCCGCCGUUUAUUCCCUUCGAGACGCGUGAAGAGAACGGCACAACGUACCACUUCGGCCGAGGCAGCGUCGACGCCAAAGGUCAAAUCGCGCCUAUGCUCAUCGCAACAGAGAAAUUCCUAGCGUCCCGUGACGACGAUCCACCAGUCGGCCUCCUAUUUGUUGUCGGCGAAGAGACAGGCGGAGACGGCAUGCAAGCCUUUGCAAAGUACGCCGCCAACGCGACCUUCCGCGCUGGAAUCUUCGGCGAGCCCACCGAAGGAAAGCUGGCGACUGGGCACAAGGGCGUGCUUGGUCUGACACUGAACGUUACCGGCCGCUCUGCGCAUUCCGCAUACCCGCAGCUUGGAUUAAGUGCACUCAAUUACCUGUCCCAGGCGAUCGUGCUCAUGAACACCCUCGAGCCGGCGUUGCCUCGCAGUGACCUUCUUGGCCCUUCCACCCUGAACGUUGGAACGAUCCGCGGCGGCCUCGCCACAAACGUCAUCGCGCCCAAUGCUACAGCCGGCGUCUCGAUACGGAUUGCUCGCAGCGAGAACGGCUCCGUGGAAGCAGUCCGCGACAUGAUAUCUGGCGUGAUUUCUCCUGUUAUUUCCGAGUUCGAGGCGAGGGGGGGAGUGUUCGAUGCCACAUUCAGCGAAGCGUUCUACCCAGCCCAGAUCCUGGAUACUGGCGUGCCUGGACUGGAAGAGGCGCCUGUGUUCUACGGAACAGACAUUCCGUUGCUGGCGAAUGUCGAGCAGAGGUAUUUGUUUGGCGUUGGCACGAUCGAGGUUGCGCAUACGCCGGAGGAGCAGCUAGCACAGGAAGACCUAGUGCAGGGCGCGGAGGCAUACGGGCUGAUUUUGAGGCACCUGUUUCCCGAGAAUUAAGAUAUAACACAAUAUAUCGUGGUUAUCAUCCU
This is a messenger RNA of Didymella exigua CBS 183.55, 1886 nucleotides long. RefSeq names its product Zn-dependent exopeptidase. Bases 352 to 1854 code for a protein of 500 amino acids. Lineage: Eukaryota; Fungi; Ascomycota; Dothideomycetes; Pleosporales; Didymellaceae. The record is from RefSeq and is a predicted model, not a curated record. The transcript has 3 exons. Gene Ontology annotation, molecular function: hydrolase activity.